AUGCUAUGCCGAAAUUUAACUAAGCGGGAACUAUUAGAGCCAAUUUUUUCAUCGAUCCUAACACUUAAAAAAAACAGACGGUGAUUUUUCCUUUUCAAUUGGAUAGAGAGAGAGAAAAAAAAAACAAAACUUUGAACAAAAAAAAAAGCUCUCUCACUCUCACCAUCUUCGAUCCUCUUCUCCUCCAAUCUUCUUCUCCAUUAUGUUCUUUCAUUCGAUCUCCCUUGCCUCUCUCUCUCUCUCUCUCUGCAACUUUUCUCAUCUCUUUAGAUUUCUCCGACAUAUCAUCCCUCUCUCUGCAAAGACGACGACCACUGCCUCAUCCUUCGCCGGCGAUAAUCUCGAUCUCCGACGGCCUCUACCUUUCCGCCGAUAGUUUUAAGCUUCGCAGCUGAAUUUUUAUCUAUGUCGUUCAAAUUAGGGUUCAAUCUUCAGCUUAAGGUACGAAAUCACCAAUAUAUACCUUGAUUAGGUUUUCCUUUACCGUUAGUUGUCCUUAUUUGGUCUUAUCGAAAUUGAAACUGGUUUCAAAAGGGAUAACGAUAAUUUUGAUAUUUGACGGAUUCAAAUUAGGGUUCACUUUUCAACAAAACAAAAUUUCAUAUACAAAUUAGUGUUGUGCUUUGUGUUUUUUGUUUCUCAGAUCUUCCAAAGAUAAAACUCAGGUGUUGGUGCUAAAUUCAGGAGCUUGAAGAAGAAGUUAAGCUUCUCAAAAAUCUCUCCCAUCCAAAUAUAGUUGUGUUCGACGAAUUGCCUCAUUAUUGGUUUGCUUGUUUCUUGACAUUGUUUGGCGUUAUGUGCAGCUUAUUACAUUUAGUUCAUUAUUGAACUUAGUUAUGGAUCAUUAUUGAAUCUGGUGUGACUAAUUUGAUUGUUGUUUUCUUUCGUGUGUUUUAUAUUGUGAAGUUACGAAUGUAAAAUCUGUCUAAAGGUGCAUAACAACGAAAGAGACUACUUGUCGCAUCUUCACGGUAAGAGGCAUCACACCAAUUUGUAUGAUAUAGUCAACUUAGCAUAUCAAUUGAAUAUUAUGGAUAUUUGCUUUUUUCAUAUUCAGCUCAUUUUCAAGAGAAAAAGUUCAGAGAUGAAAUGAAAACAGAGGUAAGCAAAUGUUUUAUUACUUGGUGUCCUUAUGUAGCUUUUAAAUUUGGGUACUUUUGUGCAGAACACUUCAGAUAAUGAUCUUUAUGAUUCAGAAUUUUCUGAACCUCCUCGAUCAUUUAAGUAAAUGGUUUCCGGACUAUGUCUAUGAAUCACCGAUGUUGGAUACAUGUUAUGGUUUUGAAUUCUCUGACCUUAAAGAAAGUGAAAGUAUAAAGGAUUUGGAAAUUAAGAAAGAGACACCAACAAAAAUCGAUGACUUAGUCUCUUCUAAGAUUGAUGAUAUGACUGACUCGCAAGCUGCAUAUUCAGAGUUGGUAGUUGAGGAUAGUGACAGAGACGAUGCCGUAAUAGACAAAAACCGUAGAAGUCUUUUUCGAAGAGUGGCUAAGCGAAAACCUACAAUACCAACCGUUGAAGAAGAGUUAACUUACUUGAAGAACCGAGUCAGUGAUCUAGAAGACAAAGUAAGCUAUUUGUAUGAUGUUAUUAGUCGUCUUAUUAUCUCCAAUGGCAACAAUGGUAAUUAGACGUAAGGAUAUUAGUUUAGGUAUUGGAUUCAUAUUUGAUUUAUGUAUGAAUUGGUGUUUGGUUCAAAAAUGAUGUUUGGUUUAUGA
Molecule: messenger RNA, 1718 nt
Organism: Arabidopsis lyrata subsp. lyrata
Lineage: Eukaryota; Viridiplantae; Streptophyta; Magnoliopsida; Brassicales; Brassicaceae
Exons: 4
Coding region: 1179-1631 (150 amino acids)
Source: RefSeq, a predicted model, not a curated record